AUGCCACCGACAUGCAAUUUAGUGGCAUGCGUCGGUCUCUCAGGAACUCUUAACUGCGUACUAUCUGCCAUAUCGUCUGGGGAUACUUCAGCUUUACGCCACUGUUUAUCUGGUGGACUAGGACAGAUUUGUUCCUGUGCAGCUUGUAUCACCGGUGUCAACAAUUUCUUGCAAUCCCUAGGCAUUUGCGUUAAGACCGGCGAUGAUGAACUGAGCGAUGAGCGCUCUGAUACUUUGCCCACAUCUGCACCGUCGAGUACUUAUGUGCCUGGGUCAACUUCACGGUUGGAUGAUAGAAGAAUUGAAACUGCUGCUGGUGGACAGAAAGAUACCGGUACCUAG
This is a messenger RNA of Penicillium malachiteum, 342 nucleotides long. RefSeq lists its product as uncharacterized. Lineage: Eukaryota; Fungi; Ascomycota; Eurotiomycetes; Eurotiales; Aspergillaceae. The record is from RefSeq and is a predicted model, not a curated record. The transcript is spliced from 2 exons. Bases 1 to 342 code for a protein of 113 amino acids.